GGGUUAUUCUCGUCAAACCGGAUAUGCAGUCACAGAAUACUGUUCCACAAUAUCGUAUAUUAUUGUCCAGGAACCAAAAGAAAUGUAUAAAAGUCCGCAUUUUUAAAUACGCAAACUAUUGUUGUCUUUUGGACCCCUAUGAUUUUACGCGUAUUUUUCUUCCAGUGGCCGCAGAGCUCACCUGAGUCUCGAGUUUCGAGUGACGUUCAUUCCUUCCUCACUACAAAAGGAUACGGAGGGCACACCUGCCUGACAAAAUACAGCCGCUGUGUCCACACUUACUCGGAUUUCUUUACCUUUUUUUUUUUUUUUUGAGGAACUUAAAGUUAGAUGUUUUAAAGCUCAUAUGUUUUGAAAGAUUUUGAGUAAAUAUGUCGCAGGAUAAAGUCUUCUUUACCCUCCUCUUGUUCACAGGCUGCACCACAGCAGUCAACGUGGUCUGCCCUUACCCACGAUACGUGGUCAUAUUAUUCCAGCCGGUCACCCUCCGCUGUGAUUUCUCUACCACGGGUCAAAGCCAGCCAGUGAUCAGCUGGAAAUACAAGUCCCACUGCAGAGACCCGAUACAAGCUGCAUUAAACCCCAGUAGUGUUGACAAUGUCAUCGCUCAGUCCAACCCAAGCUACGACCCCAACAGAGAGUGUUCAGACAGUACCAGGACCGUUCACAUAGUAGCUUCAAAACAAAUGGAGGUCACACUUGGGAGCGCGUACCAGGGCCGUCAGAUCAGCAUCACAAAUAAUGCAGACCUUAACAUUGCUCAGACCGCGUGGGGUGACAGUGGAGUGUACGUCUGUAGUGUUGUUUCAUCCCAGGACCUUUCAGGAAAUGGCGAGUGUUAUACAGAACUCAUUGUGCUUGAGAGAAAGUCAAAUACUACAGACCUGCUGCCUGGCAUCAAUUUACUGGUCAUGGAAGACUGGUUGUUAGUGGUGUUGGUGGCCCUGGGAUUCCUCCUGUUGUUGUUCCUGAUUGGUAUCUGCUGGUGUCAGUGUUGCCCUCACACCUGCUGCUGUUAUGUUAGCUGCCCCUGCUGCUCGGAGCGCUGCUGCUGUCCCCGCGCAUUGUAUGAGGCUGGUAAAAUGUCAAAGUCUGGCAUCCCCAGUCAGUAUGCACACACCGUCUAUGCCCAAAGCAUGCAUGGCCAGCCAACUUUUGGAGUUGGUGGAGCUGCGCCGGGCAUACCCCUGCUCCCUAUGCAGGUGGGUGUCGCUGGUCCUCCCUUCAAUGGCUAUGGCAAAGACUUUGACAGAGCCAACUCAGACCGUAGUGGAUACCGUGUUCAGGCCGACCAAGAUGGAAACCCAACUCAGGUGCAUUACUAUAUGGAGCAAGAUCUGGCCAACCUCGACCCCAGUCGCCCAGUGAACACUCCAGGCAGAUACAGUCAUCUGGAUGGUAUGAGUAAUGUGAGCUCUCGGCACAUCCGACGGGAUGAGCCCAGACGGGGACCUGACUAUCGAGGACAUGAAUACGCCACAGAAAAUUUUGAUGAUAACAGCCACAAUUACGAAGAUAGAGAUGACUAUGCGCCAGCAUGCCGAGAUGGCAGAAGAGGAUCGGAUGAGGAGUGGAGCAGCAGUGGACGAGGAUACGACCGUGUCUUUGAUGAUCAUCGGCGUCGUGAUUACUCUCAUGAUGCUCGUCCGCAGCGUAGAGACUCAUCCCAUGGGGCCGGUUUUCAGGGCCGGCGUAGCCAUAGUCGUGAUGACCUGAUGGAUCUGGAGCGUGAUCGUGGUCGUGGAGGCUGGGAUGCAUACGAUGGCAGCCUUCUGAGGGAAGCCAUGGAAAAAAAGAAGCUGGUCGAGCAGCAGAGAGGCCGCAGCCGUGAGCGGCUUGAUAGUGAGACCGACCGUUUUGACCGCUACAGUGGGCCACACGGUGGACCACCACCUCUGCCGCUCAUCCCACCCUCCGGAGACCCUAAUCGUCAUGGAAACCAUAGCAACUCCACACCUCCUCCCCCUCCCUACACUGAGGACAGUGACAGUUUGCCAUCGUCCAAGAAGAGCAAAUUAAAAAAGAAUGGAGCUGUGAGCAGGGAGAGUAUGGUGGUGUGACGCUCUGGUGGAAAUGAUGUGUGUGUGUGUGUUUCCUCUGCCAGUUCAUGCCACUUACAUGUGUGUAUUUGUUUGGCUUGAAUGCUGAGAGGAUUUUUGGUCCAUAUUUAGAUGUCUUGAAUUUUUAUGGGAUAUCUGAAUGUAAAAAUGGCUAAUUUAUUAAUAUGUAAUGGCAACUGAUGUAUUUAUGGUUUUAAUAGUUUGGUUCCUCCCAUUAAUUAUUUUGUUCUUUUUUUCACUAUAAUCUCACAUUUCAUACAGUGGUUCAUAAUUGUUCUAUUUUUGUACAGUCAUGUAAUGUACAUUUUCAA
Messenger RNA from Carassius gibelio (silver crucian carp), 2371 nucleotides. RefSeq names its product lipolysis-stimulated lipoprotein receptor-like. Gene Ontology annotation, biological process: establishment of blood-brain barrier; tricellular tight junction assembly. Lineage: Eukaryota; Metazoa; Chordata; Actinopteri; Cypriniformes; Cyprinidae. The record is from RefSeq and is a predicted model, not a curated record. Gene Ontology annotation, cellular component: plasma membrane; tricellular tight junction. The coding region runs from base 372 to 2060 and encodes 562 amino acids. The transcript is spliced from 10 exons.